Messenger RNA from Asterias rubens (European starfish), 2680 nucleotides. RefSeq names its product proteoglycan 4-like. The record is from RefSeq and is a predicted model, not a curated record. Gene Ontology annotation, molecular function: RNA binding. Gene Ontology annotation, biological process: maturation of LSU-rRNA from tricistronic rRNA transcript (SSU-rRNA, 5.8S rRNA, LSU-rRNA). Lineage: Eukaryota; Metazoa; Echinodermata; Asteroidea; Forcipulatida; Asteriidae. Gene Ontology annotation, cellular component: nucleolus. The transcript has 5 exons. The coding region runs from base 48 to 1820 and encodes 590 amino acids.
CAGACCUAAGCUACACGUGCAGUUUUGCAAGGUGAAAAUCGUCAAAAAUGGCUCUACUGGAUGAAAAUGAUGCCGAAAUGUUGGCUCCAGACUUUUCCGAUGAUGAGCAGGGGAAAAAGAAGAGGGUUAGAAGAAAGAGGUCGAAGAAAGUGAAGGAAGAAGAUCUUGACAUGAGCGGUGAGCCAGAAGAACGGGGUGUGGUCUACCUAAGUCACAUCCCCCAUGGAUUCUACGAACCUCAGAUGAUAUCGUUCUUUGAACAGUUUGGCAAAGUCACCAGAUGUAAACUGUGGAGAAGUAAAAAGACCGGCAAGUCAAGGGGCUAUGCCUAUAUUGAGUUCGAGUACAUUGAUGUCGCCAAGAUAGUCGCUGAUACCAUGAACAACUACCUCAUGUUCCAAAAGCUGCUCAAAUGUAAAUUCAUCCCGAAAAAGGAUCUGGUUGCUAAAGCCUUCAGUCAGUGUGACAGACAUUUUGUGAAGCCAUUUCAUCGCGAACGCUCGGCCAAACGCCACAACAGUCUACUUGUGUCUGGUGAAUCCCGCAUCCUGAAGAAUCAGAAACGACUUGUCCAGAUGGAGGGACGUCGCAUGAAGAAGAUGGCAGCCUUAGGGAUUGAAUACAAACCAACCGGAUAUGCAGAUGAGUGGGAGGACAUCAAGAAAGCCAAGAACGUGAUCCACGAGAAGAGACGUGUGGAGGAACUGCUCACCAAAGAGAUCACGAUGAGGAAGGAGGCAGCCUUGAAAAAAGCCAAGCAUAAAGCCCACCUUCUCUCCAAGAAGCGAAGAAUCGGCAAGAAGCUGAGACGCAAAGAAGAGAAGGAGAAAGCUGCAGCCGCAGAGAAGCCUGAGGAGCCAAAGACGGAGACCCCUGAUGCAGUCACCCCUAAGUACCCUAAACGUAAGUCUCUGGAUGCGGUCUCGGGGGAAGUCGACCAGCAACCACUGAAGAAAAAGGGAAGAACCUCCACUCUGUCUACCCCUGCCCAAAAGUUGGCGUCUCCCGCUCCAAAAGAUGAAGUGAAAGCCGCAUCACCUGCCGUAAAAAGCAGUAGAAGAAGUAGCCGAAGAUCCGUGAAGGGUGAUGCUGCUGCACCGACAUCCCCUGAGAAGGAGGUUGGCUGCAAAACGCCAAAACCUAAAACCCAAGGUUCUAAGACGCCCAGUUCUAAGACGCCAAUUUCUAAGACGCCCAAGACCAUCAAAGAAGCUUCAUCAACAUCUGUGAAGGAUGAUGCUGCUGCACCGACAUCCCCUAAGAAGGAGGUAAGCUCCAAAACGCCUAAACCUAAAACCCCAGGUUCUAAGACACCAAGUUCUAAGACGCCAAGUUCUAAGACGCCCAAGACCAUCAAAGAAGCUUCAUCAACCCCUGGGAGAAAAGUUGCUACCCCGUCCCAAGCUGUUUCCAAACUGUCUGUUGAAGAUUCCCCCGAGCCCAAGAUGGUGAAGAAGACCCCGAGGAGUUCGCGGAGAGGAAGGACACCCAGAAAAGGACUCUCUCUCGAUUCAGAAGCCACCAGCGACUCAGAUUCUGGGAAACCAAAAGUGAUGGAGUUUGCCGGAAUCAAGCUCCAAGUAUCAGAUACCCCAGAAGUAGAACUCAAAACACCAAAAGCAUCAAAGGCCAAGACUCCGAAAACAGCCAUCAAGGGAAGUUCUAAGAAAAUCGCACAGAUUGAAGAGCUUGAAGGUAACAUGACACCAAAAGUUCCUACAAGCAGUAAGAAAGGUGCCAGCGCCAAGAAGAGUGCCAAGAAGAGUGCCAAGAAGAUGACAGAGAUCAACAUCCCAGAAGCAUCAGUGUUAUUAUUUUGAAAAAAGUAAUACUUAAAUAAUCAAAACAACUUUUUUUUUAAUGAUCAUUGAAAAGUCAAUUUAUGAAAUUAAUUCAUUUUUUGAUUUUGUUUGUUUGUCAAACUCAUAAAAACAAACAUGUACUCUGUAUGAAGUUGUCACUUUUUAUGCAAAUUGAAAAUACCUAAACUUUUGGUGAGGAUUUUGUUUCCUUUUUUUUUCAGAGUUUCAACGAACUUAACAUUUUACAUUAUUUCAUGUAGAGAAUACAAUUUAAGGUCUCCACAAAUGAUUAUCUGGAUUUCCUAAUAUCCUGAAUUGUGUUGUUUAGCAUCAAUGUUGUAGCUCAAAUUUGGUUCAAACAUUGAGUUUUACAUUUGUUGUGGUGUAGAGAGAGUCUGUAAAUCCUCAGAAUGGUAAGAAUUACUAUUAUUACCAUAAGAAAUGAGAAAAGAAAAGCCAUUUUUGUUUUCUUUUUUUCUUUUUUUUCAGCAUGUGUCAAUGCUCUGUCUUUAAUAAAGUUCUAAAUAAUUACUUAUGCAUUUUAUGAUUUUGUCAACAAAAAUUUGCAGCAAUAUCCAACAUGUAAUGGGACACCAUAUUUAUUUUUAUAUCUGUGCUGCAGCAGAAAAUACCACAAGAUUUCUUGUUUUGAAUUUGGUGGCUGAUACCAUUUGACAUUGUCGAACGAGGCAAGCUACUCUGUGAAUGUUGAAUCCAUAAAUCUCCCUCAUGGAUUAGUUUGUUUGAAAGUUGGCUAGUCUUUGCCAAGACGAUGAUAUACUGAUAUAGGGUAUGUUUUUCUCAGUUUCUUUUUUUAUUGUUUCUAAUUAAACACUGGACACUGGACACUAUUGGUAAUUACUCCAAAUAAUUGCUAG